Molecule: messenger RNA, 1526 nt
Organism: Owenia fusiformis
Lineage: Eukaryota; Metazoa; Annelida; Polychaeta; Sabellida; Oweniidae
Source: the annotation of a GenBank genome assembly
UUUAACCUACUCUAUAUCUUAUGAUCACAAUAUUCAUCAAUUCUAGUUUGAAAAAUAUUACUUAAAAGAUAACAAAUGCGGUAAGUAAAUUGCAAAUUAUUUGUGGCUCGAUCAUGUUUUCUGGCAGGGUCAGAGGUCAAACAAGUACACAUGCAAGCAUGGAGGAAGAAAAUAUUGAAGAUAUGGAUGGAAAUAGCGAAAGUUCUGAUGACCAGGAGGAAGAAAUGGAAGAUGAACAGGUUGAGAACAAAACUUACCUACCUGGGCAACAAAUGGAAGACGGAGAAGAGCUUGUAUGCGAUGAAUCUGCCUACAAAAUGUACCAUCAAGCCUCAACUGGUGCACCAUGUUUGAGUUUUGACAUCCUCAAGGACAACAUGGGAAAUGACAGAGAAGAUUUCCCCCUGACAUGCUACAUGGUAUCAGGUACCCAGGCAGAGAGAUCACACACUAACAAUGUCAUAGUAAUGAAGCUGAGCAACCUGCAGGCAACUAAGAACAAGAAUGGAGAUGAUGAUGAUGACGAUGACUCAGAUGAAGAUUCAGACUCGGAGAUGGAGGGGCCUGAAUUGGAGGCAGCUAUGAUAAAGCAUGUAGGAGUGGUUAACAGGAUCAGGACGACACAGUACAAGGAGAAAGCCCUAGCUGCCACGUGGUCUGACACAGGAAAGGUCCAUAUAUGGGACCUGUCACGCCCACUUCAGGCUGUCAAUGAUCCAGACACUAUGGCAACCUAUACUCGGAAUGUUGAGUCACCUCCUCCUGUGUUUACAUUCAGUGGUCACCUGACUGAAGGUUAUGCUAUUGAUUGGUCCAUUGCAAAGCCAGGUCACCUAGCAACUGGAGACUGCAAAAACAACAUCCAUCUGUGGAAGCCAAGGGAGAAUGACUGGCAUGUGGAUCAGAGGCCUUAUACUGCACAUGCAGGUUCUGUGGAGGAUAUACAAUGGUCACCUAAUGAAGCAGAGGUGUUUGCUUCAUGUUCUGUGGAUAAAUCCAUUCGUAUCUGGGAUGCAAGGGCUCCACCAAAUAAGGCAUGUAUGUUGACUUCCGAGAAUGCUCACAGUGCAGAUGUUAACGUCAUUAGUUGGUCUCACAAUGAGCCUCUUAUGGUGUCUGGCGGGGAUGAUGGUAUGAUUAAAGUAUGGGACCUAAGGCAGUUUCAGCAUGGUAAACCAGCAGCUUCAUUCAAGCACCACAGUGCACCAAUCACAUCAGUGGAAUGGAACUUUAAAGACAGUACAGUGUUUGCCGCUUCAGGGGCAGACAAUCAAUUGACUCUAUGGGACUUAGCUGUAGAAGCAGACUCAGGAGAGUCCUCUGAUAAGACUUUACAGGAUGUACCACCACAGUUAUUGUUUAUACAUCAAGGACAGAAAGAUAUUAAGGAGUUACAUUGGCACCCCCAGUUACCAGGCGUCAUCAUUAGUACAGCAGAGUCAGGAUUUAAUGUCUUUCGGACUAUAAGUGUGUAACUGGUGUAUGAGGGUAUCCACCAGGGGGCAGCAUAAGUGCUAGUCCAGUUG